This is a messenger RNA of Fraxinus pennsylvanica, 4146 nucleotides long. NCBI's taxonomy places the organism in Eukaryota, Viridiplantae, Streptophyta, Magnoliopsida, Lamiales, Oleaceae. The record is from the annotation of a GenBank genome assembly.
AUGUUAUCCAUUGAAAACCCUCCACCAUGUCCACCAUGUUCUUGUGAAAUUUCCCAGCUGAAAAGUAGUAGUGAUACUAGGGAUGAAAGGGAUUCUGAUAAUAGGCCUCAGCUUCAGUUAGAUCUGCUCAAGUCAGGCUUUGAUUACAACACUACCAAAUUCUCCUUAAGGGACUAUGUUUUUCAUACCCGGAGCAAGGAUAUCCAGACUAAUUGGCCAUUUUCUCAGAAAAAUUUGAAACUUUGUUUAAAGCAUGGUGUUAAAGAUUUGUUGCCACCUUUUCAAUCUCUUGAUUCCGUGAAAAAUCCAUCAAUUGAGAAAUGUUCUUUAGGAAUUUCAAUUGACAAAGAAAAUAUAAGCAGUUAUGAUGAGAAGCUUAACUGGUCGAGCGAUCAUCUCGUGUCUAUAUCUUCUUGCAAUGUUAAAGGUGACAAUAAGCUAGUUGUGGAUUGUGAGAACAUAAAUUCAAGUGGAUCUGAAGCAGAUAAAGAAUUUUCAUCAACCACGGCAAGUCAGUCUUGUUCUGAAAUAGAUUCAGUUCUCGCGAUAGAGAAGCCUUGUUUGGAAAUAGUAACUGGUAAUUUGUCAGGACCUGUAGUCACGAAGCCUGAGUCUGCAGUUUUAGCAUCCAAGAAGAUCAUAAGCUCAACUCAAAGCCCGGUUAAGAAGUGCAGAUUACUUGUGAAAUUGAGCAACAUUGUAGACCUGAGGUCUAACGAAGAUCCUGUCCUGAACACUUCUGUGGCAUUAGGAACUAUGGCUUCAAAAGUGUGUCCCGUGUGCAAGACAUUUUCAUCUUCUUCAAACACCACUUUAAAUGCCCAUAUUGAUCAGUGUCUUUCUGGGGAAUCAACAAUCAAGGGGACAUCAAAUUCCAAGGUUACUAAGCAUAGAAUAAAACCAAGGAAGCUAAGAUUGAUGGUGGAUAUAUAUGAGACAGCUCCAUAUUGUACACUUGAGGAGCUUGAUAGGAGAAAUGGAACCAACUGGGCAUUAAAUUUGGGCUUUCCAGCUCAAAAUAUUGAGACAUGUGCAGAAGAGAGGAACAAAACACCGUCUCCUGUUAAUCGUGAGGAAACCAAUAAGGAAAGUGCAGUCUACAUUGACUCCAGUGGCACAAAGCUUAGGAUUUUAUCGAAGUUCAAUGAUCUGCGGACAUUCUCCAAUACCAAUGAUGACUUUGAAUUUAUGAAACUUGUUAAAAAAGACGAAGAAAGCAAAAUUCUCUUGAGUAAGAAGAAAAAUAAUCUGGUCCAGAAACACCAUAAGCUUCUGAAACAUGUUCCCCAUGGUCAAAAGAGUUUCUUUCCCAGGCCAGAUCAUCGUUCCAAUAUUAAUGAUGGUGGGAAAAGGAAGUUUCUCACUGAAAAAUGCUUCAGGAAAGAGGGAUACGUUACACAGCCCCCCAAAGCUCAUGAUCUGAUAAAAUUCAAUUAUUUGGGAAGAAUAAAACAAUGGGUAGGCUUCAAGCGCAGUGAUCUCACAAAGAAGAUAAAUGAAAAGGAUGAAAAUCAACAGCCAGACAAAAGCUUCAGAAAGGACUUGAGAACCAAAAGUCAUCAGUUAUCAACAGGUAAUCCAUUCACAAAGAGAAGUAGUCUUUUGAAUUCUCAGGCCUUGCCUGAUGAGAACCAACUUUCUCCUCCUGAAAGCAGCAGAAGAAAGGAGAAUUUAUCUUGUGAUUCUUAUGAAGAAUACGGGGAACGGUCUUUGAGAAAAAGGGCGAGCUGUUCGUCAUUGGAGUCUAAAGACUUCCAUUAUGAGAAGAAUUAUCAGGUGUUAUCUAAGUACAAUGUGAAACAGUUUAGAAAAGGUGGCCUCUCAGUUGAGUGCAAUAUGGAUUUACCAAAGAGUAUUGAAUAUCAUGCAUCUUCUCAAAGUAAAAAAAAAACGAAGAGCAACAUUAGUCCAGCCAAAAAUGCUGAUAGUUCUAUUAUGAACCCAAAAUCAUCUGGAAGUAAAAUGUUUUCAUCUUCGGCGGAGAAUAUGUUGUCGGUCAGUGGAACAUCCGCUUUUGGAUCGAAAACAAAAAUGAAAAGAAAAUUGCUGGACGUCAAGAAGCUUCGGCAGCACUACAUGUCAGGAUCAGAUGAAGAGGCAGUUGCAUCACAAUUUGCAGUUGACCCGCAAGAUGAUUUGGUAGAGAAACUUUGUGAAAGUGCAGAUCAAAUGAAAGAGAUUUCUGAUAAGAAAUAUGUUGAAAGAACAAGGGCUUUGAAAAUCCAAAAGAAAAGAGAAUUCAUGAUCUCCAGGAAACAGGAAGCCCUGGCUUUGAGGAGCUCACUGCCAUCAUCUGAAUCUUAUGGUCAUGAUGCCGUGGAAUCUGUUGGAAACGAGGUUUCAAUUCUGGAGGACAUUGUCAGCCAACCAGCUUCAGGAAUGGCUAAUGGGGAACUCUCUAUGGCUCUUAGCAAUUCUAUGGAUCCUAGGGUCUUAGAGGAUGCUGAUCUGGAUGUUCAACUUGACUCGCGACACUAUAUUGAAGCAUACAAGGAACAUUAUCCAGCUGAGCUAGUAUUUGAUGGUGAACAUAAGAUGUUUUGUGCAGAUGGUCACAUGGUGGCAGAAUUUGACAUUGAUGAAGGGCAAGGAAAAUACUUUGUCGGAGUCGAUCCGAUACCUAUUCCUGGACCGCCAGGAUCCUUUUUGCCAAGUCCUGGGCGUAUGGGUUCGGAAGAUCUUCAAGGAAAUUCAUCAUUAACAACCUGCAGGGUUCAAUCUUCGAAAGAUGAUCAUGAAUUAGUUGAUAGGGGUUCUUCAUAUUCUCCUACUUCUGCUACAUCAAUAAUCUCUAACUCCGUUGCAGCAAGAUCUGAUUCCAUAUCCUUCGAAAAAUUUCCUCCUAGAUCUCCUGAAGAAAACGAGAUUAAAUCUGGCUUCGCAGGAGCUAGCAUUGAUCCUAUUGUGGGAAUGUCCACCACCCCCUUCGAGCCGACUGCAAGUGCAGGAGAAGGAAACCUCAACCUGGAUGUCUCCAAGGUUGACUUGAUGUUUCCUGAAAUGGGUUCUCUCAAAUUCAAGACCGCUCAGCCAUGUUGUUGCUCUAGGAAGGAAGGAGCUUCACAAGCUGUUGCUUUGAAUUAUCAAGACUCGGAACAUUGGCAACGGAAUCUGGCUUCACCCUCACUUCCUGCUGAUAAAAAGCAGAUGAUUGCUGAUCCAAAGGGAAAAUUUGACAGUUCUAGCUUUACUCCAGAAAUGCUCUCUAUGAGAGAACCGAGUCCAAUAGCUGAAGCAAAUGUUGCAAACUCACCAAUGGGGUAUCCUAAGAAUGUUUUGAUUGAUUCUGAGGUUAAGUUCUCUAGUCAUGGUGAUUUUGAAUCUGCUACUCCAGCUACUUCUAAUCCUAUUCUCAGACUGAUGGGAAAAAACUUAAUGGUGGUAAAGAAAGACGAAGAUGUUACAGCCCAGUCACGUAUCACAAAUGUCCAUGUAAAGAAGCAGUUUUGUGCUGAUAAUGGUGUCUCUCCUGAAAAGUUUCAAAAGGAGGAUCAUUCCUUUCAUCAUGUGGUUUCAAAAGAGCCCCUCGUCUUUGACCGUGCUCAAAAUCAUACCUUAUCACGGCACUUUGAUGUUGGAUCAUCAAUUGGUUUUGAUAGUAGUGUUAGUACACCACAGUCAUCCCCUCAUCCACCACUAGUCCAAUUUUCAUGUAAGAGUUUUGGUGGGAGUUUCAGACCCUCAGAGUGCAUUGAAUACAUAGGAAGCUGCAACUUGUCCACUGAACAACAAGGAUCCAUGAACAGACUGGGUGUUCCGAUAACAUCUGACGCUGAAAAAGUUCGAAUUCCUUCUGGCUAUAACAUUAAUAUGCCAGUUAGCUAUGCUGAUUCAGACGUUAAAACAACACAUGUCAAAGAAAAUAUGAAAGGUAGGGAAUCUACAGUUGGGAUUUCAGCAUCAAUGAACGUAGGCUAUGACUCAAGGCAUGUGAAUCCGUUGUAUAGUUAUCAAUCACGGGGUUAUUCUAUCUGUAGAGAGUCACCAAUGGUUCUUAAUGCAAGUUUUCAGGUGCCACACCCUAGGGGAAUAAAAGCCAGUCCUGUUAACUGGAAUUGUACUUCAGAAUGGUCAAGUGUUCUGCAUCCGAAUUCUUUAACAGAUCCAUCAUCCUCCACAUGUCACCUGAAAUCUGAAUUGCAUUAA